AUGCCCUCUCACUCUCGUGUGUUACGAGUUCUCAUGUUUCUCACGUCAUGCAAUAGCGGGACGAGCGCACUUGAAGCAGGAAACUCCUCGAAGAUGUUGCGAAAACGCUGGGGGGCGAUGUGGAGUUGCCCGAACCCUCUCGUUCCUACCCUGGAGCUUCAAAAAGCCACUAUACAUUCACUACAUGCAGCCAGGCAAGGCUCAAGGGUUCACUUACGUCCCAGCUGUCGAACGCGAUUCGACGCUAAGUUAUUACUCUACAUAUCCAUGUUUCUGCUGCUUGGGUAUUGGUUUUGCAUCUGCGGAGCUGUGACCCUACGCGGCUCUGACCGGAGCAAGAUCCCAACUCUUUCCAGUUCUCAGCAGAGCGAAACCGAUGCUGAUCCCGGCAUUGGCCAGAACACGACAAGAUCGGAGGGGAGCGGUUACACGUACAACAGCAGCCAGCUCUCCAUUCUGAUCCCGGAGACGAGAGCUUUGGUGACAUUGCCUGUUGUGGUGUUGCAGGCGCACACGCACUUCCCCGAGCUGCGAAUACAGAUCAUGUGCGGCAGUGCCAACAAGGAUUAUGUCCGUGUGCAGAAAACUCUUGCGGCACUCCGGCAGAAAGGUGUUCUCCAUCUCACGCCCAUGCCGGGAGAAGCGUAUGAUGUCAGCCAGCUCGCUCACGACAAGGCCACCAAUGUAUACUCCAAUUUGCUCAUGUCACCAGAGUUUUGGCAGCUGAUAACCACGCCAAAAGUGUUGCUGGCGCAGACGGACUCCUGGAUUUGCAAUGGGGCACACGAGCACCUCAAAGACUUCCUUCAGUAUGAUUACGUCGGGGCUCCGUGGUUCACACUCCAAACAUCCAAAAUCCACGCCGCCUGCCCCAAGAAGCAGGUGGGCAACGGUGGCUUCAGCCUCCGCGAUCGCGAAGCGAUGCUGAGGAUCACCAAGUCGUUCCAACCGAAUGGGCUGCUUGAGGAUGUUUGGUUCUGCAGCCAUCUGCAAGACUCCGAUAAGCUGCCUUCUGAGGAAGUGGCAAUACACUUCGCCAGGGAGACAUUCGAAAAGCAAGAGACGAAUCAGAUGUCGGGCCCUACCGUGCCGCGAGUGGGUGUCCACAACCUUGGGUUGGACGCUACGGGGACCCGGAAAUUCCGAGGGCCAGUGUCCCGGCGUGAGUCUCGUGAACCCUAG
Molecule: messenger RNA, 1182 nt
Organism: Symbiodinium sp. CCMP2592
Lineage: Eukaryota; Dinophyceae; Suessiales; Symbiodiniaceae
Source: the annotation of a GenBank genome assembly